This is a messenger RNA of Myxocyprinus asiaticus (Chinese sucker), 1237 nucleotides long. RefSeq names its product nitrilase family, member 2 (gene nit2). Gene Ontology annotation, cellular component: mitochondrion. The transcript has 11 exons. NCBI's taxonomy places the organism in Eukaryota, Metazoa, Chordata, Actinopteri, Cypriniformes, Catostomidae. Gene Ontology annotation, biological process: L-glutamine metabolic process; oxaloacetate metabolic process. Bases 94 to 966 code for a protein of 290 amino acids. Gene Ontology annotation, molecular function: omega-amidase activity. The record is from RefSeq and is a predicted model, not a curated record.
UGUACUUUAUUGGGCGGAGAAUUUACUCUUGUCUCAUUGGCGUUUAAUGCAUGUUUGCUGCUGUGCUUGUAUCUGUGUCUGUACACGAUAUCAAUGUCUGGUAUCUUUAAAGCAAUGUCAAAGUUUCGUCUGGCCGUGGUGCAGUUGCAUGUGUCAAAGAUUAAGGCUGACAACCUGGGAAGAGCACACAAACUUGUGAAAGAGGCUGCAGGCCAAGGUGCAAAAGUUGUAGUCUUACCUGAAUGUUUUAACUCUCCUUAUGGAACUGGGUUCUUUGCAGAGUAUGCCGAAAAGAUCCCUGGAGAAUCCACACAGAUGUUGUCAGAGGUAGCCAAGGAAUGUGGGAUCUAUUUAGUGGGUGGUUCCAUUCCUGAGGAGGAUGGAGGAAAUCUCUAUAACACCUGCUCAGUUUUUGGACCUGAUGGAAAGCUGCUUGUUAAACACAGGAAGAUUCAUCUUUUUGAUAUUGAUGUUCCCGGGAAAAUACGCUUUCAGGAAUCAGAAACACUAAAUCCAGGAAACAGUUUGUCAAUGUUUGAUACCCCAUUUUGUAAAGUAGGUGUGGGAAUUUGUUAUGACAUUCGAUUUGCAGAGCUUGCACAGAUCUAUUCUAAGAAAGGUUGCCAGCUUUUGGUAUAUCCUGGUGCCUUCAAUAUGACUACAGGGCCAGCUCACUGGGAGCUGUUGCAAAGGGGGAGAGCAGUAGAUAAUCAGGUCUAUGUGGCCACUGCUUCGCCAGCAAGAGAUGAGACUGCCAGCUAUGUCGCUUGGGGUCACAGCUCUGUUGUUAACCCUUGGGGUGAGGUGAUUACCAAAGCUGGGUCAGAGGAGGCUGUUGUGUAUGCCGACAUUGACCUGCAGUAUUUGGCUGAUGUGCGUCAGCAGAUCCCAAUCACUGUGCAGCGGCGGAAUGAUCUAUAUAGUGUCAACACUGUUCAGGAGGACAUAACACCCAUACAGAAGUAGGACUGCGGUGGUAAAGUCUUGAUUUAAUGCAGAACUCAGUCAAUACACAAAACUACACAACUUUGCCUGCUGGGAAAAAAAACUUUAAUGAACAGUCUGGAUCUCCAUGUCCUCCAUGCGAGUCAAGUGUUCCGGCUCAUCUCCAAACGGGAUCUACUCCCUGCACUUUCCCUAAUGGCUGAUUCAGUUGUUAGACCUAUUAACCUUAAUAUUGUAAUUGUUCUUAAUAUAACAAAGUAUUGCAAUAAUUUCAAUAAAAAAAAGACCAUGA